Electrophorus electricus (electric eel) is the source of this 2588-nucleotide messenger RNA. The record is from RefSeq and is a predicted model, not a curated record. NCBI's taxonomy places the organism in Eukaryota, Metazoa, Chordata, Actinopteri, Gymnotiformes, Gymnotidae.
UUGUCCUUCCUUCUGCCUCUCAGGAACGCUCGCGGACUGAACGUCAGAGAGUUCUGUCUGUAUGUCUUUGACAAUAUUACCCCAGCAUUUCCUUUAUCACCUCCCGAAUGCAGAUUAACAGGCAUGCCAAAGGAAAAAUAUGACCCUCCAGAUCCACGCAGACUAUAUACCAUCAUGUCAGCAGAGGAGGCAGCCAAUGGGAAGAAGUCACAUUGGGCUGAGUUAGAGAUAACAGGGCGGGUCAGGAACUUGAGCAGUUCGCUAUGGACACUCACCCAUUUGACCGCACUGCACAUCAACAACAACAACCUUAGCCGACUCCCCCCUGAAAUCGCCAAGCUCCCACACCUGGUCUACCUGAACCUGUCCUCCAACAAACUGCGCAGCCUGCCAGCAGAACUCGGCAAUAUGGUGUCUCUCAGGGAAUUGCUGUUGAACAACAACUGUUUACGGGUUUUGCCUUAUGAGCUUGGGCGACUGUUCCAGUUACAAAUCCUUGGUCUCAAAGGUAACCCACUGUCCCAAGAUAUACUCAACCUUUAUCAGGAGCCUGAUGGAACAAGAAAGCUAUUAAACUACAUGCUUGACAAUCUUGCAGUCCACCCCGAACAACUCCCUCAAAGACCAUGGGUCACGCUAAAGGAGCGAGACCAAGUGAUGCCCACAGCCGUAUUCACAGUCAUGUGCUACAAUGUGCUAUGUGACAAGUAUGCAACAAGGCAACUGUACGGCUACUGUCCUUCCUGGGCUCUCAACUGGGAGUACAGGAAGAAGGGCAUCAUGGAGGAGAUCACCAGCUGUGAUGCAGACAUCAUCAGUUUGCAGGAGGUGGAGACGGAGCAGUACUACACCUUCUUUCUGGAAACGCUGAAGGAGCGCGGAUACGAUGGCUAUUUCUGCCCAAAGUCUCGUGCCAAACUGGUGUCGGAGCAGGAGCGGAAGCACGUGGACGGCUGUGCCGUGUUUUUUAAAAUCGAAAAAUUUGCACUGAUUCAGAAGCAUACGGUGGAGUUCAACCAGGUGGCCAUGGCGAACUCAGAAGGCUCUGAGGUCAUGCUGAAUCGGGUCAUGACCAAGGACAACAUUGGGGUGGCCAUCCUGCUGGAGGUGAAAACAGAGCUGUUCACUGGAGACAUGAAGCUGCCUACAGAGAAGCAGUUCCUCUUGGUAGCUAAUGCCCACAUGCACUGGGACCCGGAGUACUCGGACGUCAAGCUCAUCCAGACCGUGAUGUUCCUCUCGGAGCUGAAGAGCAUCGUGGAGAGGGCUUCGGGCCCAAGCGGCUCCGCCCCGCCCACCUGCGACCCCAUCCCCAUCCCCAUUGUCCUGUGUGCAGACCUCAACUCUCUCCCAGACUCCGGUGUGGUGGAGUACCUGAGUAAUGGCGGCGUUGCAGAGAACCACAAGGACUUCAAAGAACUGCGCUACAGCGACUGUCUGACCAACUUCAGCUGCAACGGCAAGGACAGCAAGCCGGACGGCAGCGUCACGCACAGCUUCCAACUGAAGAGCGCCUACGAGAGCAAUCUGAUGCCUUACACCAACUACACUUACGACUUCAAGGGUGUGAUUGAUUAUAUCUUCUUCUCCAAGACUCACAUGAGCGUGCUGGGGGCGCUGGGUCCGCUAGAGAGUCAGUGGCUAGUGGACAACAGCAUCACCGGGUGCCCGCACCCACACAUCCCUUCCGACCACUUCUCCCUACUGGCCCAGCUGGAGUACCGCCCUCUCCUUCCUCUCUUGAACGGGCUGCACCUGACCGUCCACAGGUAGUGCAACCCACCCAAUCCCCUACCCCCAGCCCCACGCUCCUCCUCACCCUCACCACUAACGGACGAAUCGUGAGUUCUCUGCAAGCUCACCGACAUACCUAGGAGUGAAUUGUUCUCCCAUUUCACUCCCUUUUUUUAACCUUUGCACAGGAUUGUAUAAGUAUGUUUUUCCAACUUUAAAAGAAGAAGCUUCAUACCAAAUUGGGGUUGGGAUUCUGUGCUUGCUAUCCAUGACCGAAUCUGAAUGUGGCCCUCAAGUUAAUAUCUGUGGCUGAAUGUCAGUUUUGAGAUCUACCACACACUUAUGCAGUGUUAGUGUCUAUGUGUGAUAAGCAAAUAAAGACGGAUAUUUCUUGUCAUGUAGCAAAACAUCAUCAGCUACCAGCAGUGUUUAAAAAAAAAAAAAAAAGGGAAAAAAAGUCACUUUUCUAUUUUUGUCAGUAAGCAUUUUAUAUAUUUCCCUUGUGUUUUAUCAAUUAAAACUUCUCAUAGAAGAAAUCCCACAUUUGUAAAUGUAUGAAGUUAUGGAGAACAAUCAAAGUACAAGUAUUACGUUAUUGUAUAUUAUGUAAGAGUAGCAUCUGGUACUUUAUGAACACAAGUUCCCCUUCUAUCUUGUCAUCACUGUAGGGGAUUUGAGCAUUGGAACUUUUAAAUUGAGAAACUAUGGCAUCAGUGGCAAUGUAUCUAAAAUGGGUCAACACAACCUGAGACAUGUUAAUUCCUAUAUGUGCAAUGUCAGACAUUAUGCAAAAUGGUCUUUUGUGAAGUCCUCAAUGGACACAUUAAAGAGGAUCCCAGCCCUACACACUAAAA